Salvelinus sp. IW2-2015 is the source of this 1731-nucleotide messenger RNA. NCBI's taxonomy places the organism in Eukaryota, Metazoa, Chordata, Actinopteri, Salmoniformes, Salmonidae. The record is from RefSeq and is a predicted model, not a curated record.
AUGAUUUCUACGCAGAAGGAGGCAGAAAAGGUGAAACUGAUCGAUGGACAGGGGUACGCCUUCCCUAAAUGCAUCACCAUCAAGCAGCUUCGGGAAGAAAUUCUCCGGUUGUUAGCUCAGCUGCAGCAGAAGCAAGACUUGCUAUCAAACUUCACCAACCUAGCUGCAGCCCAGCCGAAUCACAUCACGGUCUUGACUCCGUACGUGAACUUCAUCCAGAAGGAUCUGGGUGCUCCGUGCUCGCUGACGGAGGCUCUGGAAUACCUCCAGGUGGACGUCUUGGAGAACCUGUUCAAGAAAGACAGCCUGGCCUACAAUCAGAAACAGCCGCCCAAGAACAAGCCCCACAACAUCACCGUGGUCGCCAUGGAAGGCUGUCACUCAUUCGUCAUCCUUGACUGGGCCAUCCCCCUGAAGGACGACAUGGUGUCAGGCUACAUGGUCCACAGCGCCUCAUAUGAUGACAUCCUCAACAACAGGUGGUCCUCCAGCGCUUCCAGCGGCACACACCUGGCUGUAGAGAACCUCAAACCCAACUCCAGGUACUACUUCAAAGUCCAGGCAAAGAAUGUCUUUGGGCUGGGACCGAUUAGCGAUACGCUCACCUAUGUCACUGAAUCAGACGACCCUCUUCUUAUUGAACGGCCGCCUGGUGGAGAGCCUAUCUGGAUCCCCUUCUCCUUCAGAUUCAACCCCCAGCACAGUGCCUGUAAGGGCAGCCAGUACGUCAAGAGGACCUGGUACAGAAAGUUUGUGGGCGUGGUCCUGUGCAACUCGCUGAGAUACAAAAUCUUUAUGGGAGAUGGGCUGAAAGAAAUGUUCUACAGUAUAGCAGACACAUUCGGCCAUGGGGAGGACCACUGCCAGUUUGUAGACUCUUACCUAGACGGGAGGACAGGCUCCCCCAGCCUCUCAACGUAUCUGCCCACAGCACAGGGUUACUAUCGCUCAUACAGGCAGGAGCCAGUCAACUUUGGACCUAUCGGCCGGCGUACGCCACAUCCCUUCGUGGGAUGGUACGAGUGUGGGGUGCCCAUCCCUGGCAAGUGGUAACACAGGGGGUCACAAAGAGGUCAUCACCGAGGGCAUACAAACUCCAACCUGCUGCAGCCUCUGUCAUGCUCUCACUGACCCCGCCCCCUGGAGAUGAACUGUUGCUAACCACAGCAGAAAGACAACAACAUUCCAAACUUAUACUGCUUCAGAUCAAAGAGAAUAUAAUACUUUAAACAACACUAAUAUUUCCAUGUAUUCAUUACCAUGCACUUUUAUAAAAGCAGUUUGUAUAUGAGGGGGGAAAAGCAUGUAUUGUUAUUGCUUAGUUUAACUUUUGUCUUCCGGAUCGGAAAGAAUCCGUGUUUAUUCCCAACUAUUCUCAAGUGGAAGUGCACCUGUGAUCAUGACAACACUAAUGAAAUGGGAGAUCCUGUAAAAGACCAAAGCACAAACUGAACAGUACUAAUGGGAGCGAAGGGAUUGUAUGUGUGUUUACUAUCAAUCAAGAGAUCUUGUUCAUAACAGUAGUAUGAUACAGUAAUGGCUUUUGACAACUAGUUUUGGUGUCAGUUUUCUUGAACAUGCAUAGUGUUUUUAUAGUCUUUGGUAUUUACGAGACUCCAUAAGAUCAGAAGUUACUGUGGAAGUGUUGUAUGUAUACAGACAAUGAAUAACAAUACUUAAUAUUUGCUCAGGAAUGGUUGGACAUUAAAUAAAGGUGCUAUAGAAAACAAG